Messenger RNA from Trematosphaeria pertusa, 2578 nucleotides. RefSeq lists its product as uncharacterized. The record is from RefSeq and is a predicted model, not a curated record. NCBI's taxonomy places the organism in Eukaryota, Fungi, Ascomycota, Dothideomycetes, Pleosporales, Trematosphaeriaceae. Bases 484 to 2244 code for a protein of 586 amino acids. Gene Ontology annotation, molecular function: DNA-binding transcription factor activity, RNA polymerase II-specific; transcription cis-regulatory region binding. The transcript has 6 exons. Gene Ontology annotation, biological process: regulation of DNA-templated transcription. Gene Ontology annotation, cellular component: nucleus.
GAUCGCAAUAUGAAGUUAUUAUGAAAUGGGACGAGUUGGUACUAUGAGAUCUGACUGCUAACAUCCUCCACAGGGCUAAAAAAGUCGAAUCGACUUUCUCAGUAGCGUGGCAGCUCAUAUAGCUCCGAAGCCCUUCAGGGCGAUGAAUCUCGAUUCGCUCUCCCCGGGCGACCUGACCUUAGAGCUUUAAGAGAUGGCCCCUGUCGCCCUAGGGUUUCGGCGUUGAGACUGAGUCCGAUCCCAUCACGUGACCGAUCGCGGCGGGGUUCAAAAAACAGACGAAUUCCGCCUCCGCCGCCCCAACCCAACACCGACAGCGUCAGUGUCCCAUCUCAAUUCCAUCGCUCCGUCGACGAAUCAUAUUACCGCGCGCUUCAGCAGCAAUUGGAGCACUUUUGCUUGCCAUUUCCGGAGGCUACUUCGCAUGUCGCCGGAUUUGAGCUCGUCCAUCUCGCGGACCCGAACUGCCUCAGCAACGUGACCAUGGAUCCCGCUGUGGAACCCGGGACUAAGGUUUCGGCUGCUUAUGGUCACGCCUGUGCAAACUGCGUCAAGGCGAAGUCUCGGUGCAUACCCCGCGGAGGGAGUUGCGAAAGUUCUUCCGCAAGGUGCCACCGGCUGUCCAAAGACUGCCAACCUGCCACCUUUGUACGCAAGCGAGUCGCAAAGAGGUCGGCAGCGUCAAGUCGGAAAUCCCAGUUGGAGGAGAAGUUAGAGAAUCUGGUCACGUUGUUGCAGGCCCAGAAUGCACCACAGGCAGCGGGUACGCAGGCUGCGCAGCCCCAGUACCAGACAUCGCAGCAGCCCACUUCGGACCUGGGAAGCAGGAGCCAGAAGACCUUCAGCACGACGAGCGAAGCCCGCGCUCCGCCCACGCCGGUGACCUCCGGAUCCGCUUCUCACGGUUCGCCGCUCCCAGACGAAGCCAAAUCCCAGGCGGAGCAAGACCUACUUAUCUUCCGCACUCGUUACCUCGGAUUCUUCCCUUGUGUGCAUAUCCCACCAGGAACCACCGCCGAGCAGCUCCAACGAGAGCGUCCGCUUCUCUAUAAGGCCAUCCGCGUCGCGUCCACGGGUUCCCGCGCUUGCCAAAAGAAACUCGGUCUAGAAGUGCGAGAGGAGAUAGCCCUCCGGGCGGUAGCUAAUGGUGAGCGGAACCUGGAGCUUCUUCUCGCCUUGCUUGUUUGCAUGUCCUGGUUCUUUUACUUCACUCGCGCGAAGCCUACGCUAGGCAUGUUUGCGAGCGUUGCGAGGUCUCUCGUUGCAGACCUAAAGCUGGAUAGGCCGUCGCCUGGAGUCCAGUUGUGCCCUGGGGAUCCGCCGUUACCUUAUCUGCGGGAGGUUAGCGAGACGCGAACUGACGAAGAGCGGCGAGCUCUCGUAGCCUGCUUCGCUUUAUCCGCUAUGGUGUCCGUGGCACUCAGAUACGAACCUAUGAGGUGGUCGCCUCAAAUCGCAGAGUCAUGCCAACGGCUUUCCUUGACGCACGGCGUGCCUGGGGAUAGCAUCCUUGUCGCCAUGGCGUGCAUCUCGAAGGUUGCAGUCGAAGGGGCACGAAUAAUCCAACGGCUGCAUGAGGAUCCCGAUUACGCUGUGCAUGCAAUCCUCCAUAUUAACGCUUUGCGCACGCUAUUCGACGACGUCAAAGCCACAUUGACAGCAGAACAGCUAGAUAAUAAGACCGUUCUCGCCUAUCUUUACAGCACGGAAGCCCUCAUCCACGAACCCGCUGUAUUCCAGCCGCCUUCGCCCUCGCCCGCUCAAGGCCUGGACUUCAAGCGGAUCGAGUAUUUGACCGCCUGUCUCUACGCCACGAAGGCCACGUUGGAUAACUUCAUCUCGCUUCCCCUUGUUCACUUCACCUUGCCCAGCUCGCUCUCCUUCUCCCACAGCUCUCAAGCCCUCUACAAACUCUCCCUCCUCGACUGCCCCGGCUGGGACCGGCACCUCGUCCGCUCCACCGCAGACGUGAUCUCCUACAUCGAGCAAACCUGGCACAAAAGCGUGCAGGCCGCCGCAGAAACAGACAAAGAGUCCGGAGAAGAGAGCGUCUUCGGGAGGGAGAGCGAGCCCAUCAGAGCGACGGCGGUCGCGUGGAAGGAGGCGUUGGACCGCGCAACAGCUGCAGCGCCCCUGGCUAGAGAGUCUGCGGCGGUGGCAGGAGGAUAUGAAGGAGUGGAGGCUGCGUGGAUGGAUUUUGGCACUGAUGUGCUGUUCUCGGAUGUUUUUGGCCAGUGGAGUUGAGGCGGACGAGUGUUUAGGGGCCGGGCAGAGGGGCGCGACAUUCGUCCAUGUCGGGCGGGAUGCCGACACGACGGUAGGACCGGACCCGGGGAGUUCGGGAUAGGAAUUCGCGCCAACGCCGAUACUCCCCCUUUCCUCAGAAAAUAUCCGUGUACACUACUGGACAUCAUGGCCAAAAACGUAAGUGGGUUUCUCAAAUGCUCGUCCCGCUUUCUGAUGGUAAUACGGAUCGGGAUUCGUGACCGCGAAAUCCGUUCGCUUGUUUACUUCGCGUUGACUCUGCGACGGAUACAUCCUUCCUGCAAGGCAGCAGUGUUUGCUUUCUUGUUAUAUA